AUGAACGACAAUGUCCAUCACCUUUAUGCUCUGUUGAUGAUCGGACUAGAUUCACCAUUUUCUACGGCGAUGGCAGAUUCCAUGGACAUAGAUUCGCCAACAUUUGCUUCCGUCGUACAGGAUGUCAAUCCAAUGUCCACUGAGUUCCAAUCGCGAAUCCAGGGCGCCACGUUCGAUACAGACUCUGACGCUGAUGGAGACGAGGACUCGGUUUGCUUCGAAGACUUUGACAUGGAUUCAGAGGUUCGCUACGAAGGCUUUUCCGCUGCGAACGCGUCAGAUAUGGAGGUGGAUUAA
This is a messenger RNA of Marasmius oreades (fairy-ring Marasmius), 297 nucleotides long. RefSeq lists its product as uncharacterized. The record is from RefSeq and is a predicted model, not a curated record. Lineage: Eukaryota; Fungi; Basidiomycota; Agaricomycetes; Agaricales; Marasmiaceae. The coding region runs from base 1 to 297 and encodes 98 amino acids. The transcript has a single exon.